Messenger RNA from Loa loa (African eye worm), 1058 nucleotides. RefSeq lists its product as hypothetical. Bases 147 to 914 code for a protein of 255 amino acids. The record is from RefSeq and is a predicted model, not a curated record. NCBI's taxonomy places the organism in Eukaryota, Metazoa, Nematoda, Chromadorea, Rhabditida, Onchocercidae. Gene Ontology annotation, cellular component: nucleus. The transcript is spliced from 5 exons. Gene Ontology annotation, molecular function: RNA polymerase III core binding. Gene Ontology annotation, biological process: negative regulation of transcription by RNA polymerase III.
GUUGUUGGGAGCUGGCUUGCUUGGCUUACUCAGGUGACAGUGAUGUGGUGGCUCGCUUACGUAAUGUUGUAUUUACUUUUACUAUUUUGUUUUGUUAGAAGACAUCGUAUCAUUCACAAAUGAAGUCUUUCCCAUGAGAUCUUGUAAUGUUAACAUAUUUAGAUAUAUACUGUGCUUUCAGGAACACUGCUGCAAUGAAGUUGUUAGAAAACGUAGAGCUUGAACAGUUGUCAUACACGUUUGGAGAGCAUGCGAAGGAUUGUUGCAUUGAUGUGAGGUUGGAAGCAUAUUCUUGCAAAAUGAUAACAUCGGACAAGAAACAGUGGAAGAAAAGUCAACAAAAUAGCAGUAAUGCUCCGCAACCGCUCUCACCACCAGAGAAGUUACCGUGGCUUCUAUCUAAUUCAUCAUGGACGCAGAACCCGCGUUUGCGCCAUUUGUCAGAACCUGGUUGUUCCAGUUUGAACAUUAGUAAUGAAGAAAAUGGUUUGGUAUAUGCGGAUGCAAUUUCCUCUCGGACACUUUUUGAAUUGAGAUCAGUUAUGAACGCAUCAUUUCAAGACUAUGAUUUUUCUUCUACAAAGAGUGAAGCAUUUUCUCUCAUCCCUAAUUUUGAAACAUUAGCUGGUUUGGUUGAUUCAAAACUUUCUGCUACGGUGACAAAUUAUUAUGAAAUCAAAAGAGUAUUGUGGGAAAAAGUCGAUCAAGUCAUCAAAAUUAGUGAUUGUAAAUUGUACAGUUACCGAACAGGAUACACUGGCGAUCCGUAUUGUGAAGACUUGGUGAUGUGGUCAUUUGCAUAUUUUUUCCACAAUAAAUCUCUAAAACGUAUUCUCUUCAUGUCGUGUCGUGCAUUCCGAGCUGAUACUGCUCAGAAUCGAUCAGCCGAAGAGUUAUGGGGUGUAGAUGUAUAAUAAUUCUUGUUUUUCGCCUGCAACUGACGAUCAAACACGGUGUACAUAUUUUAUAGCUUAAUAUGAUACAUUCCCUCACUGCUGUUUCUGCCAUUUUUCAUUUCAUGAUUUCAUUAAUUUUGAAAGGCGGAUUUCUGAAAUGGC